CACACAUCGAGACACACAACCACUUCACACUUCACACUCCCAAAGCCUCUCCAAUGGCUUUACUCCUCUGUUCCCUCAUCUUCAUCCUCACCGCCGGUGAGACAACAUCCACAGAUCCAACCGUCAAAACCUACAUUUUCCGAGUCAACAGUGAAUCCAAACCCUCCAUUUUCCCCACACACUACCACUGGUACACCUCAGAGUUCACCGAAUCAAACACCAUCCUCCAUGUAUACGACACCGUUUUCAACGGCUUCUCCGCUUCCAUGACUCCUUCACAAGCAUCCUCUUUACAAAAACAUCCAGAUGUGCUGGCGGUUAUUCCAGAUCGCCGCCGAGAGCUUCACACCACUCGUUCACCGCAGUUUGUUGGUUUAAGAAACCAGAGAGGCCUCUGGUCCGAAUCGGACUAUGGUUCUGACGUCAUCAUCGGCGUUUUUGAUACCGGAAUAUGGCCGGAGAGGCGGAGCUUUUCCGAUCUGAAUCUCGGACCGAUUCCGAAGCGGUGGAGAGGCGUUUGCCAGAUCGGAGUACGUUUCAGUUCGAGAAAUUGUAACCGGAAGAUCGUCGGAGCUAGGUUUUUCUCCAAAGGACAUGAAGCUGCCGGCGGUGUUGGAUUCGGUAGCGCGAUUAACGAGACGGUUGAGUUUAGGUCACCGAGAGACGCUGACGGACACGGUACUCACACGGCGUCAACUGCCGCCGGUAGGUACGUUUUCAAAGCGAGUAUGAGCGGUUACGCUGCCGGAAUUGCUAAAGGUGUUGCUCCGAAAGCUAGGCUAGCGGUUUAUAAAGUUUGCUGGAAAAACUCCGGUUGUUUCGAUUCCGAUAUCCUCGCGGCGUUUGACGCCGCUGUCAACGACGGCGUUGACGUCAUCUCGAUUUCAAUCGGAGGCGGUGACGGUAUAUCCUCGCCGUAUUAUCUCGAUCCGAUUGCAAUCGGAGCGUACGGAGCGGUUUCUCGAGGCGUUUUUGUCUCCUCCUCUGCAGGUAACGACGGUCCUAACGGAAUGUCAGUAACAAACCUCGCGCCGUGGUUAACAACCGUCGGAGCCGGUACAAUUGACAGAAACUUUCCAGCGGAGGUUAUUCUCGGUGACGGAAGAAAACUUGCGGGUGUAUCGUUAUACGCUGGACCCGCAAUCAGCGGAAAAAAGUAUCCUUUAAUUUAUCCCGGCAAAUCCGGAAUUCUAUCCGCUUCAUUGUGUAUGGACAAUGCACUGGAUCCUAACCUUGUUAAGGGUAAAAUAGUCAUUUGCGAUAGAGGUAGUAACCCCAGGGUUGCAAAAGGUUUAGUUGUGAAGAAAGCUGGUGGUGUUGGGAUGAUUUUAUCUAACGGCGUUUCUAACGGCGAAGGUCUUGUCGGAGAUGCUCAUUUAAUUCCGGCGUGUUCCGUUGGUUCCGAUGAAGGUGAUAAGAUUAAGGCUUACGCCGCCACCGGCCGGGCCACUGCCACUAUUAAUUUUCAAGGAACGGUGCUCGGGAUUAAACCGGCGCCGGUGGUGGCGUCAUUUUCCGGUAGAGGACCUAACGGGAUGAACCCGGAGAUUCUCAAACCGGAUUUGAUUGCUCCCGGAGUUAACAUUUUGGCUGCAUGGACCGAUGCGGUUGGGCCGACGGGGUUAGAUUCGGAUGCUCGGAAAACUGAGUUUAAUAUACUAUCCGGGACUUCAAUGUCCUGUCCCCAUGUUAGUGGUGCUGCUGCUUUGUUGAAAUCAGCUCAUCCGGAUUGGUCGCCUGCCGCGAUAAAAUCCGCCAUAAUGACCACUGCGAGCACGGUGAACAAACAGCUUCAACCGAUGACGGAUGAAUCGACAGGAAACGCGACCACACCGUAUGAUUUCGGUGCGGGUCAUCUGAACCUGGAUUUGGCUAUGGAUCCGGGUUUGGUUUAUGAUCUUACUAACCAGGAUUACGUUAGUUUCCUAUGCUCAAUUGGGUAUGGAGCGAAAACAAUUCAGGUGAUCACUCGCUCACCCGCGGCAUGCCCCAUGAGGAGGAAGCCGGCCCCGGAGAAUUUGAAUUACCCGUCCAUUGCAGCGAUGUUUUCGACUGUUAGAAAGGGGGUGUUGAGGAAGACCUUGGUGAGGAGAGUGAGGAAUGUAGGGGAUGUGAAUUCGGUUUACACGGUUAAGGUAGAGGCGCCUAAGGGCGUGGGGGUGACGGUGAAGCCGGGGAGGUUGGUUUUCUCCGAUAAGGUGAGGGAAUUGAGCUACUAUGUUACGGUGAAGAUAGAUGGGAGCAAUGCAGUGAUGGGUGAUUCGGGUGCAGUGUUCGGGUCGUUGUCAUGGGUAGAUGGAAAGCAUGUGGUUAGGAGUCCCAUUGUGGUGACACAGUUAGACCCACUUUGAAUUGCUUUUAUAGUUUUUUAAAUUAUCUUGGUCGUGUGGAUGUUUUCGCCGGUAAAUUAGUUGGUGUAGGGUGGCGAGAUGCCGGAGAGAAUGGCGGAGAAAAUAGAUUCUCCGUUAGGGGCAAUGCUGUUUUGCUUUUAGGUUCAACUUUCACUUUUUUUUUUUUGGUUUGUUUUUUUUUUUUUUUUAUUUUGUUUUCUUCGUUAUCUCCAAAUUAUGUAAAAUAUAAUUAUAUAGUUUGAAGUCACUACAAAGUUCCCUAAAACUUGAAGAAAAAAACCACACGUUGUUUUUUAUGUAACUCUAUAGGACAAACAACUAUAUGGAGGUGGUUUCACUUUUUACU
This is a messenger RNA of Helianthus annuus (common sunflower), 2697 nucleotides long. RefSeq names its product subtilisin-like protease SBT1.6. The record is from RefSeq and is a predicted model, not a curated record. The transcript has a single exon. The coding region runs from base 54 to 2351 and encodes 765 amino acids. Gene Ontology annotation, molecular function: serine-type endopeptidase activity. Gene Ontology annotation, biological process: proteolysis. NCBI's taxonomy places the organism in Eukaryota, Viridiplantae, Streptophyta, Magnoliopsida, Asterales, Asteraceae.